This is a messenger RNA of Radiomyces spectabilis, 2157 nucleotides long. RefSeq names its product WD40-repeat-containing domain protein. The coding region runs from base 146 to 2059 and encodes 637 amino acids. The record is from RefSeq and is a predicted model, not a curated record. Gene Ontology annotation, cellular component: mRNA cleavage and polyadenylation specificity factor complex. The transcript is spliced from 8 exons. Gene Ontology annotation, molecular function: protein binding. Lineage: Eukaryota; Fungi; Mucoromycota; Mucoromycetes; Mucorales; Radiomycetaceae.
GCCGAAAAUCAUCCUCACGCAAAAAUGAGACGGGGGAAACAAGAAAAAAAAUUCUAAGCGUAAUUUCCUUCUGACCUAAAAAACCUCUAUUACUACUCCCCACUGUUGGUUGUUCCCUUCUGACCAGUAACCGUCUUGACUCCUCAUGGAAGUGGCCAGUUCAACCUCUUCGUCAGCUCCGUCUAAUCGCAUUGCCGGUCGACCGGCCAUGCGACCGGGUGGCGCUUCUGGCGAAGGCAACGUCCCUUUCUCAAAAAUGGUGUUUGACGGAAAACGCAUGCGAAAAGCAAUUCAACGACGAACUGUCGACUAUAAUCACAGCGUAGCACGAUGGAUGCAGAUGCGAUCAUGGAUACGCGAUCGAAGAGAUACUCGUUUUCUACGGCCCGAUGCCAACUUUAUCAUUGACCUUUUACCACCGGCGGCUUACCUCGAUCAUCCCGUCAACGCGGUCACAACCAAAUUCAUACAUACAUCAACCAACAAAAUCCGAUAUCCAGUCAACGUCGUGAGGUGGACACCCGAAGGACGUCGUCUUAUCACCGGUUCUUCCAGUGGCGAAUUCACCUUGUGGAAUGGACUUACUUUUAAUUUCGAAACAAUCCUUCAAGCUCACGAUUCAGCCGUUCGCGCCAUGAAUUGGUCUCAUAAUGAUAACUGGAUGGUCACAGGCGAUCACAGCGGCAUUAUUAAAUACUGGCAAUCCAAUAUGAGCAAUUUGAAAAUGUUCCAAGGUCACAAGGAAGCCAUUCGUGAUCUGACGUUCGCACCAUCGGAUACACGAUUUGCUACGUGUUCAGACGAUUCACUCAUCAAAAUUUGGGAUUUUAAUACCGGUGUGGAAGAAAAGUCAUUAUCAGGUCACGGUUGGGAUGUGAAAUGUGUGGACUGGCAUCCUUACAAAGCAUUGUUGGCUUCGGGAAGUAAAGACAACUUGAUCAAAUUGUGGGAUCCUAAAACAGCCAAGAACAUCACUACACUACACGGACACAAAAAUACGGUACUGACUUUGCAAUGGAAUCAAAAUGGUAACUGGUUGGUCACGGCUGGUCGUGAUCAACUGAUCAAGAUCUACGAUAUCCGCGUUAUGAAAGAACUACACAUCCUGCGAGGGCACAAAAAGGAAAUUUGCUCCGCCAAAUGGCAUCCACAACACGAACGGUUGUUGGCAACAGGUGGAUCGGACGGUUCAUUGUUAUUCUGGAUGACAGGGCAAGAUCAACCAGUGGGUGAACAGGAGACGGCUCAUGAUAGUAAUAUUUGGUCGAUGGACUGGCAUCCUGUAGGCCAUAUUUUGGUCACUGGAUCGAAUGAUCAUACUACUCGCUUCUGGACUCGUCCAAGACCCGGUGAAACGGGCUCCGACAAAUUUGACGCCAGCAUGCAUCGCAACGAAGAAAGUCGAGAAGAAGAAGCAUUUGCUGAAGCCCCACCGUUCCGUCCUCACAAUGCGCCUCCCAGUAAAAUGGAACCACCCCCGUUCCGUCCUUCCAAUAUGCCUCGACCUGAAAAGAAUGAACCGCCACCUUUCCGAGCCACCCCUCCCGGGUUUCGACCACCCCCAAUGCACGACCCGCCGAACCCUGGUAAUAAUAAUAUGAUGCCAAGACAAAUGGAGCCACCUGGCCUGUCCCGACAUCCUCCCCCACCUUCUUCUUUUAUGUCAGACAAUGACGCCAUGUCUUACGGAUCACGACCGCCGCCGCAUCAACGACCCAAUUUCCAUCACCGAGGCGGUUCGCGAGGCAAUAUGCGCGGUAUGCCGUAUCAGAGUGGAGGUAAUGGUGGCCAACGUGGUAUGCCUUACGAUCAUCAUCAAGGACCUAUGGGUGGCAGCGACCGCCCUUCCCGUCCUCCCAUGGGCGCUCCACCUGGCAGCGGACGAUAUAAUAAUGAUAUGAAUGGGGGAUCAGCGCACUAUGGUGGCCAUAACGGUCCUCCCCGUCGCGGAGGAGGUGGUGCCCCCGAUAUGAGACCUCCCCAUCCUGAUUCAUCUAAUUAUCGCCCUCCACCACCAUUUGCACAAAGACAGAAUAAACGGCCAAGACGGUGGAACUAAACUCUUUCUUCCAUCCUACAUCAGCCUUCCACUAUCCAAAAAAGAUAAAAUGACAUUCACGUCUCAGCCAAUAAACAAACCACAGAUUUCAUCAUGCC